This is a messenger RNA of Medioppia subpectinata, 957 nucleotides long. NCBI's taxonomy places the organism in Eukaryota, Metazoa, Arthropoda, Arachnida, Sarcoptiformes, Oppiidae. The record is from the annotation of a GenBank genome assembly.
AUGAAGAGUUACUCGAAGUGGACAUCGAUUUCAUGUCUUUGAUCCGUGACAUUCUUCCGAAUGUCAGUCAACGCGUCAAUCAAUUUACACAAUACUAUAUUCAGUCGCCUAAUGACAGCUCCCAUUGCUUUCUUUGACAUCAAUCCUAUCGUGCGGACACCAGUGAUAGACCACUUGAGCACAACUAUCAAUGGUUUGGUCACUAUUAGGGCUCUAAGAGCUGAGAAACACUUUACUAAUGACUUUAAUCGCCUUCAAGACAAUCACACGACUUGUUAUUUCACUAAUAUUGCCGCCAAUAGAGCUCUCGGACUUGUAUUGGAGUUGAUAUACAUAUUCUACGAAACAUUUGUCGUUAUAUUUCUUAUGCUUUUCACUGACGAUAUAAGUGGCGGAACCGCUGGACUAUUGUUGUUUAUAGCUAUCAAUAUGUCAUGGUAUCUUCAAAUAAUGGUCAGAAGAUCAGCUGAUUUGGAGACAUACAUGACUUCUGUGGAGCGGAUCCUCGACUACAGUCAUCUCGAGUCUGAAGUGUCUGAAACUGCGGAUAAUUGUCGACCGCCGGCACCCGAUUGGCCACUUGAGGGUCGCAUUUGUCUCAAUCACGUGAGUCUGAAGUACGACAACGCGACGGAUCCGACACUCGUUGACAUCAAUUGUGAGUUCAAAGGCGGGGAAAGGGUUGGUAUAGUCGGCCGAACGGGUGCCGGGAAGAGCUCAUUACUGGCCGUACUCUUCCGUAUGCAUCAAAUCACUGGAAGCGUUACCAUCGAUGGCGUCGACACUAAGUGUAUACCUCUUCACGACUUGAGACGAAACAUAUCAAUCAUACCUCAAGAGGCGAUUGCAUUCAUUGGAUCCAUUCGUCAUAAUUUGGAUCCAUUUAGUGAUUACUCGGACGACAGACUGUGGGAAGUGUUAGCAGAGGUGCAGCUCAUUGAUUUUCAAAUCGCUUGA